Leptidea sinapis is the source of this 28457-nucleotide messenger RNA. It is a transcript of the gene shot, whose product is annotated as dystonin. Gene Ontology annotation, molecular function: structural molecule activity; calcium ion binding; microtubule binding. NCBI's taxonomy places the organism in Eukaryota, Metazoa, Arthropoda, Insecta, Lepidoptera, Pieridae. Gene Ontology annotation, biological process: intermediate filament cytoskeleton organization; wound healing. Gene Ontology annotation, cellular component: membrane; cytoplasm; cytoskeleton. The transcript is spliced from 105 exons. Bases 177 to 27173 code for a protein of 8998 amino acids. The record is from RefSeq and is a predicted model, not a curated record.
AACAACAGUCACCUGCUAAUCCCCGACCGAACCGCACGCGCAACGAUCGAAAGCGAACAUCUAGUGCAGUGCCUAUUUUUUUAGUGUUGUGAAUUCGAUACGCGAAAAACCGGUAGCGAUAACGUGCAUCAGUAUUAUGUUCUCGGGCUUUUGAAGCCGCGAGGAACGAAUCAACAAUGUCGAUGUACAGAUUCGUCAAAGAGGGCAGCAGUAAGCGCCUCUUUGUUCAAGGCACUCUAGAAAAUGACGAUUCCAAACCACUUAAGUCGAGUUUGAAGAAAUCAUCUUCGUCAGUGGGAUCUCCAAUAACGACGAGUCUCAACCUCCCAAAUGUACCGAGGAGUUUGAGGGAGAGUUUGACAAGACAUGAGACAGUCUACGAUGGUAAUUACCCCGGUAUGGAGCGGAGUUAUCGCGCUGGUUCUUUUAAAGAAGAGAGUUACAAUGGCAGAAUAGUCCAUGACGGCAAUCAAACACAUUUCGAGUACGAUGGAGAAAGCGCUUUAGCUGUGCCGACUUCAGCCGGUGGUAGGGGCGUGUCGGAGUUGCAGGCGAUUCAUACGAACAAACGCAUGUCGACCGAGGUCCUCGGCUCAUCACUAGAGUCGACAAAGAUCUCGAAGAAAGAUGAGCAAGGGCAGCGAAGGAUCACUACCAGAAUUGUGAGGAAGGUGACCACGCUUACGCGAGGUGAAGAGAAGUCGUCGCUGGAAGACUUGAGGGGACGUGAGGUGCGUCGCUCCUCUGAGCGUUACAGGAAUUUGGAAAUCGAAUCGAGCUCACCGAGAAGAGUGAAGAUCUCGGACAUAGUAGUCGGACAGGAGCCGAACGUAACCGCCCGGGAGGCCCUGCUGAGCUGGGCUCGGCGCUCCACAGCCAAGUACCCCGGCGUGAGGGUCGCUGACUUCACCUCAUCAUGGAGAGAUGGACUGGCCUUCAACGCGCUCAUCCACAGGAACCGUCCUGAUCUGAUAGACUGGCGUAAUAUCAGAUCAAGACAAGCCCGUGAGCGAUUGGAGACAGCCUUCCACGUGGUCGAGAAGGAGUACGGAGUGACCAGACUUUUGGAUCCUGAAGAUGUGGACACACACGAGCCCGACGAGAAGUCUCUCAUCACGUAUAUAUCGUCGCUGUACGAGACCUUCCCGGAGCCUCCCGCGGUGCACCCGCUGUUCGACGCGGAGUCCCAGCGCAGGGCGGCGUCCUACACGGAGCAGGCCGCGCAGCACAGGUCCUGGCUGCACGAGAAGUGCUCCUUGAUGCAGGACCGUGCUUUCCCUUCAACUCUGAUCGAGAUGAAGAAGUUACUGAGUGAAAGCACCCGGUUCCGAAACGAGGAGGUUCCACUGCGGCAGAGAGAGAAGCAGAAACUCUUCCAUCAGUACAGGGAAUUAGAGAAAUAUUUCGAAACAGUCGGUGAAAUUGAAAUCGAGCCGACACUCCGACCCGAGGCGUUGGAACAGGCCUGGUCGCGACUGCUGAUGGCGCAGCAGGAGCGAGAGCGGGACCUCUCCGACGAGAUCCGGCGUCUGGAGAGACUGCAGCGAUUGGCAGAGAAGUUGCACAGGGACAUCAAACAAACGGAAAGUGGCCUGGACAGCGUGGAGCGACACAUAGAGAGUGAGAUACGGCGCGUGGAGCGUGGGGUUCACCCUGCCGAGGCAAAGAUGGCCGCCGAACAGAUAGAGACAGAGCUGAAGACCAUGGAGCUCACGAUACAGGAGAUGUUCCAGGACGUGCACGCGCUCAGGGAAGGCAGAUACCCGCAGUCCACUGAGUUGCAGAGGCGAGUACAACAAGUUCACGAUCGUUGGCUGAACGCGCGUCAGUCGUUCACGGGCCGACUUGUGCCCCGGCUAUCAUCAGUCCGGAUGCCAGUCCAGCAGACCACGGUGCGGCGCGAGACCAGGACGGUCCUGGAGACCAGGGUGCAUGAUGCCGACCCCAGGUUCCAACAGUUACAAGAUGCCACCAAGUGGUGUAAGGAGAGACUGAAAAAACUACAUGAAUCUGAUUAUGGCUCCGAUCUGCCAUCAGUUUUGCACGAGGUUGACAAACACCAGCGCGACCAUAAACAAAUAGACCAGUUUCAUUCUAAAGUGGAACAAUGCGUGCACAACCGCGCUAACUUCACCGGCGAGGAGUUGAACCUCUACAACCAGCACUUGAGUCAACUGCAAAAGCUGUACGCAGAACUGCUGUCUACCAGCACCAAAAGAAUGUCAGACUUGGACGCUCUCCACGACUUCCUGCAGUCCGCCACCGCUGAACUGAACUGGCUGAACGAGAAGGAGCAGGUAGAGGUGUCCAGGGACUGGGCUGAUCCUCACAUCAACCUGCCAGCGGUCCAGCAUUACUAUGAGCAAUUGAUGUCUUCGUUGGAGAAGCGGGAGUUGCAGUUCAGUAAUGUGAUUGAUAGAGGAGAAGCUUUGAUCGCGCAGCACCACCCGGCUAUGAAGACUAUAGAAUCGCACCUGCAGGUGAUGCAGUCUCAAUGGGCCUGGGUUCUUCAGCUAACACUGUGUUUGGAGACUCACCUGAAACACACAACACAGUACCACACGUACUUCGAACAGGUCAAAGAAGCAGAGAAGUGGAUACAAAAGCGCGAGGAAGCUCUGAACACUACGUUCUCGCAGUCUGAGUUCACAUUGGACCAGGGAGAGAGACUGCUGAAGGGCAUGCAGGAGCUGCGGGAGGAGCUCAACGAAGAGGGCGCCACCGUGUCUCGGUUGGUGGAGGAGGCCCGCGACGUGAGGCCAGUGAAGCAACGACGGGCCCCUCUCACGAGGCCGCUGAGAGCCGAGACCGUCUGCGCGUACAAACACGCCAACGUUGCUGUUGAGAAGGGUUCUUCAGUAACAAUUGUGGAUAACUCCGGGCGAAGUCGCUGGAGGGUGCGUCUGGGAGGAGCCGGCACCGAUGUGCAGCUGCCGGGAGCAGUGGUGGCCCUCCCCCCGCCCUGCCAGGAGGCGCUGGAUGCUGCCUCCAGGCUGAGGAAUGCAUACGACAGGGUGAUACAGCUGUGGCAGAGGAAACAGCUGAGAAUGCGCCAGAACAUGAUAUUUGCCACCAUCAAGGUGGUUAAAGGAUGGGAUUUCCCACAAUUUGUAGCGAUGGGCGCAGAACAGCGUCAGGCAAUCAGACGCGCUCUCAACGAGGACGCGGAGAAGUUAUUGGCCGAGGGAGACCCGGCCGACCCGCAGCUGCGACGACUACGACGAGAGAUCGACGAAGUCAACCGACUGUUCGACGAGUUCGAACGACGAGCUCGCGCUGAGGAGGACUCGAAGAAUGCUGCUCGUAUCUUCACGGAGCAGUCGUCGAACCUUCUGGAGCGUCUGGAGUUAUACGAACGACAACUACACGAGAGGAUUUCGAGCCACAUCCCUCGGGAUCUGGAUUCCCUGGAGCACCUGGUACUCCAGCACAAGGACUGGGAGAGCAGCCUGCUGGCGAUGUCUUCUGAUGUGGAGGAAGUGCAGGCCACUUUCAGAGGCAUUGCCCUGAAGACACCGGCGAUGAAGAAGAACCUCGAUAAAGUAAUGGGCAAAUGGAGCGACUUGCAGUCCAAGAGUCAACUCUUUGUGGAAAGAUUAAAAUAUGUGGAAAUUAUUAUAACAAGUAUGGAGGAGAACAACCAGACGAUAUCAGAGUUUGAGAUCAAACUGGCGCAGUUCCAUGAUCUGCCCAAUGAUGUUCAGCUCAUCAAGGAUAUGCACGAAGACCUCCUGCGAAUGCAAGUGGCGGUCAGCAAGCAACAGAUGCAAGUAGACCAGAUGAACGAUGACGCCGAGAACUGCCGGCGCCUGGUGGAGAGCUCCAGGGCCGCGCUGCCGCGUGCGGGCCGGCACAACGACCUGGAGCGGCUGGACAAGGAGGUGGCCCAACUCAACAGCAGAUGGAACAGCGUCUGUUCGCAGUUAGCUGAGAGGUUACGAAGCUGCGAAGCGGCUUAUCAACUCCUGCGCAAUUACAACGCUGGCUUUGAAAAGGAAGCUGAAUGGAUCGAUGAAUCCUAUAGCAAGUUGCAAUCGCAGCCACCCAUCGACAUAAGACCGAAAGAACAAUUCGAACCGACACGGAAUCUUCUUACAAGUGUUGUGGAAAGGACACCGAAGAUUGAAAAGGUUAAUGUUGAUGGCGGCAGGUUCAUUCGAGAAGCGAAGAUACAUACAUCGAGAUGCCAGCGUUAUGUAGAAUGGCUAUGCGAGGAGAUACAUCCGUCGCUGGACGUCAAACAGCUGAAACGUCAGGCUGACAUUGACAUAGCGGAGCGCCUGCGCAGUAGAGGGAGGACGGACUUGAUCAGUGACGGGACCGGAGCUGACGCCGUAGCGAGAGAGUUGGACGAGCUGAACGCUAAACACCAGCGGCUGUUGGAUUUGUUGUACGAGAGACUGAGGCGAAUAGCGGCCGCCAAUCCUGGAGAUAUUGUUACAUUGCGCCUCGUGGAGGCAAUGGCGCCGCGUUCAGCGCGAUCGUUCCGACAGGAAUUCAAUAUGCAGGACGUGGCCACGACAGAACACACUUAUUCUACUCACUACACCACGGAAAAAUAUGUCAGGACAUCACAUGCUACAGAGUUAGACGGACCACCAGUCAAAUCUAUGACCAAUGGUAAACUCAAUUCACCGAACUAUUCUACAAAAACUAUUAUAAGUGAUGAGGAUCGACCUGACCUGAGGAAUCUCAAACGAGUCCACAAGAUGUACGAAGGGCCAAAUAUAAUUGAAUCUAAAGGUAUCGUUCAUCCGGAAACUAAGGAGAUUUUGACCGUGGGGCAGGCCAUCAGUAUGAGGAUCCUUGAUGUACGUACCGGAAGAUUACUUUCUUCCCCAGAAACCAGACAGACAAUUAGCAUUGAACAAGCUGCUAAAGAAGGUCUUAUUGAUCCCAAAUUGGCCGCAAGAUUGACCGGACCUUGCGGUAUGACAGAAGAUGGAAAUGAAGUUACUUUAUUAGAAGCUAUUCAACGCGAACUGUAUGAUGCUGAACAAGGUCUCUCAGAUCCGGCAGAAAAAAGAUUUAAGGUGACUAUUGAUUCGCAGCCAGUUCAAGGAAUGAGUAUAUCAGACGCAGUAAACCGCGGCCAAGUUGAUUUACAGAGAGGAAUAUAUAUGUUGCCCAAUGGAAAUACAAUUCCUAUUGCCGAAGCUUACCAACGAGGCUACCUUAUCUACAAUGAGAUUAUUAAAAUCAAAUCGAGUGCUCUGUCUUUAUCGGACGCGAUUAGUCAUGAGUUAGUUGAUAGUAAUGGCUGGAUUUUGGAUCGGAAUUCAGGCGAUAGAUUCCAGUUAGACCUGGCGAUUAAAAAUGAACUAAUAAAUCCAAAUGUCAGGGAAAUUUGUGACCCUAAAAAUGACACAAAAAUCACACUGUUAGAAGCAAUGGACAAAAAUAUUAUAAAUAUAAAACACUAUAAGUACAUUCAUAAUAUAACAAAAGAAAGGCUAUCUUUUAAAGACGCCGCUUACAAAGGUUUUAUUUGUAAGCCAAUGACGUUAAAAGACAUCUGUGAUAAGAAUUUGAUGACGAACGACGGUAAAAUACUAUCUCCAACUAAUAGAACGCCAUUGACGAUACUUGAGGCAAUGUCGAUGGGUAUCCUUGAUAGUGAGAGUAUUAAAUGUAUAACGGACACGACAUCCGGUCAACUGCUUAAAUUAUCAGAAGCUCUAACUGCUAAGAUUAUUUUGCCUGAUAAUAAGUUCCGUGAUAACCUAACUGGUGAAAUAUGCACUAUACCUGAGGCUGUAGAUCGAGGUCUCAUUACAUCAGUUUCCCAAAAAUCUAUAUUUGAUAUAGACGGCUUUCGAGAUCCAAAAACCGGAGAGUUCGUUUCAUUUAAUACUGCCCUUAGUAAAGGAAAUAUUAAAUAUGUUAACGGAGAAACAUUCCUAAAAGCCGAAAGUGGUGAUUUUGUUUAUUUAGAAGAUUGCACAAAAGUAUUAAUAGUCCGUCCUGAAGUACUUGAAAUGUUUAAUCGUAAAAUAGGUAUUUUUGAAGACGAUAAAGAACUAACUGUAUUAGAUGCAGUAUUUAAAAAUAUUCUCGACCCAAAAUCUGGAUAUUUGUUAGAUUCAACUUCUAAAAAACCAAUUCCAUUUAAUAAAGCUGUAGAAAUAAAUAUGAUAACACCUGAAGGUGCAGCUUUGCUGAAUUCACUUUUAAAUAUUACCUUGACAAUUCAGACUGUUACUAAAACUGUAAAGAGGUACGUAACUGUUACAAACACUAACGAAAUUAAUAAAUCUGAAACUAUCAUUACUUUCUCUGAUGCAGUACGACGUGGUUUAAUAGAUGAGUCCACACAAACAUUUACAGAUCCGACAACUGGCACAGUGCUUUCCAUACAACAAGCACUAGAUGAGGGUAUGUUAGGCGUGGAUCCUACUGAACCUCGUAUUGCACAAAUUCCUGACCGUAUAUCUAAGAAAAGUCUCCCAGAACAGGUUGUUGAGUUAAAAAUAACAAAAAAAUCAUUUAUAAAAGAUUUGCCAACUAGCCCGGAAAGUAAAUUGCAUAGAGAGGACCGUCCUGAAACGAUUAAAAGUCCCGAUGAGACCACAAAAGCAUCUCACCAAGAGUUCACUAGAGAAAUUAGAACUCUAACGUCCAGUUCUGUAGUUAAUAUACCAUCCAUGCCCUCAUUAUCAAUAAAGAAAAACACAAUCGAUCUUCCAAAUGGUGGUUGGUCCUUAAAAGAGUCCAUUGAUCAGGGUCUUUUUGACCCUGCUAACGGCACCUUUGUAAUACCUGGUACUGAUAGAGUUCUAGAUCUUAAAGAAGCAAUUAAAUUAAAUAUAAUAAAUCCAGAAUCCGCUAUUGUAAGUGAUCCGAAAACUAAAAAUGACUUAUUGUUAGAUAUAGCGAUGGAUGUUAAUAUUUUAGAUUCCAAAGGGCAAUAUAAACUUUAUAAUGAAUUUAUAACCAUGAAAAGUGCUAUUCAUCGUAAAUUUAUUCGAUUUACAACACUUAAUAGUGUAUCCACUAUUCAAAAGGUUCUAACUAUUACCUCCAUCCCUGGUGUUCCAGAUAAAAUGGAAAUAUCUGAAGUACCUAACCAAACAUCCGGCAUUGUUAUUUCUGAUGAUCAGACCAUAUUAGAACCAGUACAAAUAGAGUCUGGUAUCAUAUACGAUCCCGAUACCGCUUUAGUAAUAUCUACAAAUUCAAGCACAUCGGAAAAUAUUAUAGAAGCUGUGGAACACGGUACAGUACCACACAAUUUAGUAAGUGUUUUACACCCCCUUACAAAUAGUAUGAUAUCAGUUACGCAGGCAUUAAAUGAAGGAGUUAUUGACAGGAAAACUGGUGACUAUAAAAAUAAAUUCGGUGAAAAAGUAAGUUUAGCUGAUGCUGCUAAAAUAGGUUUAAUUGCGGUUUUAGGGGCCCCGUUGGUUGCAACAUCGAAAGCUAUACAAGUGGUUCGAAAUACAAUGGUGGUAGAUCCAAAAACUGGAGAGAAAUUACCAAUGGAAGUAGCUUACGAACGAGCACUGGUUGAUGAUGUCACCUACAGGAAAUACGAAGAUUCUCUUAGAGGGACGACUUCUUAUGAUAGUGAAACAAAUAGCUCAAAAGCAUUGCCUUCUCAAGGAACGUUAACGAAAUCUUCAAACGUCGUAGUGGUAGAUCCAUCGACUGACCUGAAACUGCCAUCUGACGAAACCCAUAAAAAGGGCCGUCUUGAUUUUGAUACGUACAAUAAAUUCAAAGAAAAUAUUUCGACAUCGCCUUCAGAUAAAUCAUCAGGGACUAUAAUUGAUUUACAUAAAGUAUCAAAUUCUUCCAAGCCUGUGUCAAUUGAAGCUGCUGUAUCGGAAGGUUUUAUAACAGUGGAAUCAAUACAAAAUAGUCUUUCCAUGAGUAAUAAACCAACUGCAAAAAAAGCUACUUCUGUGACGAAUGAGGAUAUGUCUGCGGAUCUAGUUAUGUUACCUCAGUCCAUAUCCGAAAAAGCACCUAAAUACAUCGUCAAUAAAGAAAUUUCACUUGUUAAACAAAAUUUGGAAACGAGACCAAAAAUGUUACAAAAACUUAGGAAACGAGUUACAUCGACGUCAGAAGCGAUUGAACAAGGUUUGAUUGACAUUGGAACUGCUAAGAUGUUAGAUGGUGUGAAAAUGCAUACAGAGAAAAACGGAUCCCCUAUCAAUCUUAAAAAAGCCGUAGAAAUUGGUUUAAUUGAUGUAAAUAAGGGUCAAAUAAAGGAUCUAGUACACGAUGAUAUAAUAAAUGUAAGACAAGCUAUCGAACGGGGCAUAUUAGAUGAAACUGGUCAAAAUGAAAUUUUAACACCAAUAUGUAGAAGUCUAACUAUUACUGAAGUAUUUGACCAAGGUCUUAUUGAACCUAGUACAUUAAAAAUAAUUCAUCCAGAAACGGGUUCAUUACUAAGUAUAAGAGAGGCAAUAAUCUGUGAUAUAAUAGAUCCACUUUCAUCAAUAACUAUAGCACCAGGUAAGGUCAUAACAAUUGGUGAAGCUAUAGAACGCAAUAUAAUAGACAGUGAAAAAAAUACUGUUAAGACAAUUAAUGGUGACAUAGAUUUAUUAACAGCUGUCAAUCAACAUAUAUUUCCCGAAUCAUUUGUUGCAUCAAAUAUUCCACCAGCUGCUAUGACUUUACCAGUAGCUAUUAAGUACAAAUUAUUGGACCAGAAAACUGGUACUCUGAAACACCCUGUUAAAAAUGAAAUUGUACCCAUUGGUGACGCAAUUACAAAAAAUUUGAUAAUGCACAUUCCUUUUCCGGAAAGCCCAUUAGCGAUCACUGUUCCAGAGGCACUGGAGCAAGGUUCGGUUAAUUUUGAACAAAAUAUUUUCACACAUCCUAAAACUAAAGAUGUUCUUUCGAUUGAUAAAGCAAUUGAACAGGGUAUUUUGAUAGUCAAACCAAAUACAGAAUAUUCGGUAGAAGAUGGAAUUAUAACGACUAUUACGGAAACAUUUACUUCACAACAUACAGUGACAACAAAAAUGAUUGAAUUAUUGACAGAUUAUGUUUUAAUUAACGCACAUGAAGUACAGAAUAUAAAAACUGGUGAAAUAUUAUCAAUGGAUGAGGCACGACGUCAGGGCAUUGUCCGUGAUGAACACAUUAAUAAAAAACAAUUUACGACUAACGAAGCAAGUAUUAACUUUAACGAUGCUGUUAAUCUUGGAUAUAUUAAUAUAGACACAGGCACUUUUACACAUCCUGAUACUGGAGAAAAAUUCACGAUCACAGAUGCUGUAAAUAGUGGUUUGAUUAACACUGAGAUUUCUGAUCAAAUGAAUUUUGAGUCACAAAAGCGUGAAGUAAAAAUGUUAGAUCUCAAGGAGGCUUUUGAUCUAUUGUUCGAUGAAAAAUCACAAAAGUACAGAGAUCCUGAUUCACCAAACAAAGUUAUCACUUUAGAAGAAACAUUACGACGAAAUAUAAUAAAUCCUGAGUCAAUUAUUUACGAUGUAACUGCUGGCAAACCGAUAAUGGUUAAAGAAGCUAUUAAAACUGGACUUAUUGAUAAAGCAUCUGGAAAACUGACGGAUCCUGAAUCUGGAAAGUCUAUUGAUAUUAAAAAUGCUGCUAAGUUGGGUUUAAUUGCAGUAAUAGCAGCCCCAGUCCUGGCAGGAGCGGCUGUUAUACAGGGUGCGAAGUCUAUGACUUCUAAAAUUAUGAAAGCUACAGAUGAUAAUAAAUCUUCCAAAACCGAUUCUACAGACACAGCAAAUUUUGAUAAAAAUAUCAAUAAAAAUAAAGUUAAUGUAGUCAGUGAACAAGUUCAAUUAGCCAUUGAAUCCAAAUCUGAAUCUAAUCAAAAACCUAAAAUUGAUAAACACGCUGAAAAAUACCAAGAUAGUAAAGAUAGUGCUUUUCCCAAACAGACAGAUAUUAAACAACAAUCCAAGGAUGCAAAACUGACUGUUGAUAAAUUACUGCCACGUCUAUCAGACUUAAAUAAAACAGUUGAAUUUCUACCCAGUGGAAAGAAGGAAUCGGAUCUGGCGAUUAAUAGUUCUAUAGAGGAAUCAAAACAGGACUCGCCUAAGAAUUUCAAUAGUAAUGAUUCAAGUACUAAAUUGACAGGAACUAACAAAGAACUACAUACUGAAACGCUUGACGUCUCCAGGCCUUAUAUGAUUACCCCAACUCAUGAUUUAGUUGAACAAUCAAUUUCAAAUGCAUCACCAUCGUUAAUUAAUAUAAAUGCAGAAAAAAUUUUUAAUCAAAACGUUUUUGGUAUUUCUUUGCAAAGAAAUGAUAAAAUUAAUAAACCUGAAAAUGAUUCAUCUGGAACGACUGAACAAAUCAAAAACAGCAAUAUCGUUUUCGAGAAAUCUAUUAAUACUGUCCCUACAUUGCCGUCGCAGAGUAUGUCUCAUAUUGUAGAAAUAGCUCCAGGGAUUACUUAUGACACCGAAGAAAAAAUCGUUGUAACAUCUGAAAAUAAGAAAAUAUUUGAUAUUUUUUCCGCAGUUAAUGAAGGAGUUAUACCUUCAGAAAUAAUAACCAUAUUAGAUCCUAAAGCUAAUAAACAUAUAAGUUUGUCCGAAGCUAUAAACAAGGGAAUCGUUAAUAAAAAUACGGGUGAAGUAAAGGAUCCCAAAGGAAAAUCUAUAAACUUCCUUGAUGCUACUAAAAUGGGCCUUGCAGUAAUUGUUGGUGCUCCUGUUUUAGCUGCAUGUAAAACCGUAGAUAUGGUUAAAAAUGUCGUGCUUUCAAAAGAACCAGAAAAGGUCUCAAUCGAUAAAGAAAAUAAAAUAGUAGCAGAGUCUGACAAAAACAAAUCUAAACCUGAUUCAGAUGAAGAAUCCCUUUUGCGUAUGACGAAAACAGGGACCAAAAAUUCUAAAGAAGUGUCUGCUCUUCUUAUAGAUUCUGAAAAGCAACCUCUGAGAGCAAUUGAUGAAAUCACUGAACAAAGCUCAACUAAAAUUAAGACUGAACCUGAAAAAAUUAUGUUCGAGAACAUUCCACUAGGAGAUGCAAUUAGCCAAGGUAAAAUCGAACCCAAAAUUUGUAGAAUUAUAAUGAAUGGUGCUGAACAUCCACUUACAGUGCAAGACUCUUUAGAUCAAAAUCAAAUAAGUCGCUUUAUGCCUAUAGAUGUCAUUAAUAAAAAUUCUAUUAUUGUUAGAGUGACAAAUCCCAAAUCUUCCGUCUCUAUAUCAAACAAAUUAACUCCUGAAGAACUUUCAGAAAUAGGUAUUUUUGAUAUAGAAAAACAAAUUUUCAUUCAUCCAGAAACGGGUUCAAAAAUUUCAUUCGAAGAACUUGUUUAUGGUUUACGAAUAUUUGAUCCUAGUACGAUUUUAGUUAAAGAUCUAAGUUCGAAGUCUAUUAACUAUAUUUCGUUUGAUGAGGCUAUUUCAAAGCCUAUUAUAGACAAGACUAGCGGUCAUAUGGUAAAUCCAAGGACGGGUAAGCGAGUCCCAUUCGUGAAGUGUGUCCAAAUAGGUUGGAUUGUUAAAAAACCAGAAGACGUCACUAUAUCAGAGCAAAUUACUUUAGAGUCCGCUUUAGAACAAGGACUGAUAAAUACCAGUACGGGAGAAAUUAAAAAUGUACAAGCGAAUGAGUUUGUCCCAAUCUCUCAGGCAAUUCAGGAUGGCAUUAUUGAUUAUGAUUCUUUAUAUAUUACGAUUCCGGGAUCAAAGGAUAAAAUCUGCUUCUCAGAUGCUCUAGACCAAGGCGCCAUCAAGAUUAAUGAUUGUUUCAUUACAAUUGUUGAGACUAAAGAGGUAAUAGAACUCACUGUUGCCUUAAAACGUGGGGUUAUUACAUUCACAAGACGACCGGUAUCAAUUAAAGCUGUAAUUGAUAAAGAGCUGUAUGAACCUAAUUCUGGUAAAAUAAAAGACGUUGCAACUGAACAACUGGUCACCAUAGCGGAUGCGUUAGCUCGUAAUAUUUUACAUCCAACUAUUUCAGAAAUAAAAGAUACUGUUUCUGAGCAAUUUGUACCAUUGUCUGAGGCUUUAGAAACUAAAUUAAUCAAUCCAGACACGGGGAAAGUAACAGAUAAAAAGUCUGGUCAAGUCAUUCCAUUGGAUGAUGCCGUGAAUAGAGGCCUUAUUGCAACUAAAGAUGUAACUUAUUCUUUGUUUGAUAUUGUUGAACUCGGUUACUACUCUCCAGAUACAGGAAAAAUUAUGAAUCCAAAAACUGGCAAUACCAUAACUUUAAAGGAAGCUAUUCAGGACAACCUUGUGGACCCUUCCAACGUUAAGAUUAAAGAUGAUAAAUCCGAUAUCGUUGUUCCAUUCAAUGUGGCUAUGAAAAAUAAUCUUAUUGAUUUAGAAACGGGAUAUAUUACAACACCCCUCAUUAACUUAAAAGAUGCAUGCGAGAAAGGUUACAUGAUCAAAGAUGAGAAGCCGUGGACUUUACAGGAAGGCUUAGUCCAGGGAUUUUAUGACCCCGAUACAGGGCUUUUGACAAUAAAUAAUGAAACAAUGACCUUAGAGGACUCAAUAAAAAAUGGUAAUAUAAAUCCAGAGGCACUUACAGUCAAAAAUUCUGUUUCGGGAGAAAUAAUAUCCCUUAAUGAAGCGAUCAAAACUGGCAUUAUCGAUUCUAAAGAAGGAAAGGUAAGAGAUCCAGUUCAGGGUGACAAAAUAUCUCUUACUGAUGCUUCAGAACGUGGACUUAUUGUACCUGCUAAACGAAAACUUAGUUUGCCCGAAGCCGUUUUUAAAGGAUUUUAUGAUCCAAAAACUGGAAAGUUUUCGCACCCACAAAGCAAAGAAAAGGUUCAGACUGACAGAGCUAUUAGAAAACGUAUGAUUGAUCCCCAAUCCACGUUAGUACAUAUUGGCGGAAAAGUUUUACCUUUUGAAUUUGCUGUUGAUAAAGGAAUUGUAGAUGGAAGAACUGGCACUAUCAUUUUAGGUGAUGAGAGAGUAGAUUUUCGGGAAGCCUUUGAAAGAGGCAUACUAGUAGAAGUACGUAGACCGCUUUCACUAAUUGAAGCACUCAACAAAGGUAUUUAUAAUGAAAUUACUGGUCUAUUUAUGGAUCCACAAAGUGGUAAAAAGUAUACUCUGUCGGAGGCAAUAAAACGAAAUGUUAUUGACCCACACUCUGUUUAUAUACAAGAUAAUAGACUCGGUAAAUGGGAUAAAAUUAGUGUUACGGACUGUAUAGAAACCGGUGUUAUUGAUGACGGUACUGGUAAAAUAAAAAAUAUAAACAAUGGUGACGAAGAGGUUAGUCUUCGUGAAGCAUUUGAAAUAGGUUUACUAGUAGAUGGCAAAGCUCCAAUAAGCUUGCAAAGAGCUCUGCACCAAGGCCUUUAUGAAGAUAGUACUGGUAAAAUAAUUGACCCUACGACUAACCGCAAAAUAACAUUACAUGAAUCCAUCAGGCGUUCUAUUAUAAGUCCUAAAUAUCUUUGUUAUUUCGAUAAAAAAUCUGAAAAGCCAUUGACCUUAGCGGAAUGUUGCCGCAGCGAAAUUAUUGACCGUCGUAGUGGUAAAUUUAAGGAGCCUGGUUCUGAUGUUCUCAUAACACUUUCCGAAGCAAUGAGCUUAAGCCUUAUUGUAGACAUUGAAAGUGGAGGGUUUUCACUAUACGAUACUCUUUCAAUGAAUAUGUAUGAUAUAUCAGAGUUUGUAUUCGUGCAUCCUGUUACUGAACAAAAAAUAUCUCUUAAAACUGCUGUCGAACAGGAACUUAUAAAUCCUGAAACGUCUCUUAUCAAACAUAUACCUUCAAGUAAAUAUAUUAAUCUGCCUGACGCUCUUAAAACUGGUAUAAUAGAUGAAAAUAAUAGUGCAUACAAUUUACCUAAUGGUAGUCGAAUUAAUUUGUUAGACGCGAAGCAUCGCGGUUUAAUUGUUACUUCAAAGAAAAAUUUAAGUUUAGAAGAAAUCAUUAAAAAUGGUUUGUUCCGAGCAGAUAAUGGUAAAAUAGUAGAUCCAAAUAGUAAUGAAUUUGUUGAUAUAAUAAAAGCAAUCGAAAUCGGUCUAAUAAAUCCUGAUCUUACAGUCGUAAAGGAUAGUUCGACUGGUAAAUUUAAACCUCUUAGUAUUGCAAUAAAACAGGGCGACGUUGAUGUUAAUAAAGGUAGAGUGCUUGAUACAAAAGCAAAGAAAUCAUAUAAUCUCGAUAUUGCUUUUGACAAAGGGUUGCUUGUUACUGUAGUGCAACCCCUUACAACGCAAUCUUUGUCUAAGCGUUAUAUACCAGACACAUCUGCUUCCAAAGACGUUAUGCUUCGUGAAUUCACACUGGACGAAGCAAUUAAAUAUGAGUUUAUUGACCCAAAAACUGCGUUAAUUAAAGAUCCUCGUAAAAAUAAAUACAUUACCCUUGAUCUCGGCCUCACUGAAGGCAUAAUUGAUAAAAAUUCAAAAGGCCUUUUUGAUCCACAACGAGUUAAUACUCGUUGCAUCACAUUUGAAAAUAGCUUAAUUGUUUAUUUAAUAAAACCCAUAUCGUUUGAGGAAGCUAUUGAAGAAGGCUAUCUGAAUAUAAAAUCUGCCCGUUUUACCGAUCCACAAUCUAAAGAAAUACUUUCGAUUAAAGACGCUGCUAUAAUGGGAUAUAUAGAUCCAGACACUGCGCUCAUAAAAGAUAAUUUAAAGAAGAGGUUAGUCAAACUCCCUGAUGCGUUUCGAAAAGGGCUAAUGGAUGCUGAAAAGGGCAACAUAUUAGACACAGAAACUUCUAAGCUGAACACCUUAAACGUCGCUAUAGAGACAGGUCUUCUCAUGACACCUAAAAAAAGUUUCAGUUUGAUUGAAACGAUUAAUUUUGGAAUAUAUAAUCCGACAACCGGAGCUCUUAAUGAUCCAUUUAUAACGACCAGCGUAAUGGACAGAAAACGUUUAACAUUAGGUGAAGCCAUUCAACAAGGUAUCGUUGAUCCCUCUAGCACUGUUGUUAAAGAGCCAGAUACUGGAAAAAUAUUGCCAUUGGUUCAAGCAAUUGAGCAACAACUAGUGAAUCCGGUGGAAGGAAGAUUGACAAUUGAUCCUAAGAAAGGCAUUAGUCUCGAUUUAGUCAAAGCUUUUAAGAAAGGAUACUUGCUGCCAGCAGAAACGAGGCAAGCAGUAGAGGAGAAGUACAGGCUUUGUGAUGAGACGCUCUCGACGUUGCUGGAGUGGAUCGCAGCUGUGGAGGAACGGCUGGCCAACCAAGAGGCGGCUAAAGAGGAGAUGGACGAGCUACGCAAUCAAAUUAAUACUCUGAAGUCGAUCAAAGAUGACCUGGAGAGUCAUCAACGCCAAGUAUCGGCCUGCGCUGAUCAAGCUAAACAACUCCUGGUGUCUGGUAGCGAUGUGCUGGCACCGCAUGAGGUGGCAGCAUUGGAGCGAGGUGUCAGGCAGCUCAAGCAGCGCUGUGACAAGUGCACGGACAAGUGUGACAAGAUGCUGCGGAGACUGUUGGUCGCCAGGGACGAGCUAGCCAAGUUUACAAAUGAACUAAACAUAUUUAACACAUGGAUGGAGAGCGCAUACCGUACCCUGGAGGAUAAGGAGGUGGCGCUGUCCAAGGUGGAUAAGCUGACGGGGCAGAGUGAUGAUGUGAGGGAGUUUGUGUCCGAUGUGAUCGCACACCAGGCCGACCUGCGUUUUAUUACGAUGGCUGCUCAGAAGUUCGUCGAUGAGAGCAAGGAAUUCCUGAACGUGUUGAACGACUACCGCACCUCAUUGCCGGCGCGUUUGUCGCACGUGCCCGUCCCCGUGGACAGCGCGGUGCGGGAACAAGCCGGCCUGGCGAGGCGGCGGCACGCAGAUCUAGCCGCCCGGGCACAACGCCUGCUGGACCGGAUCAGAACGGCUAGUGACGGCUCGGCUAGAUACAGAGACGCCGUGCAACGAGCCCAAAGAUGGAUGCAAUCUGUGGAGCCCCAAGUCCGUUCCGUGGUGUCGGAAAAUGUGGGAGGUGAGCCACGUGUGGUGGAGACUCAGCUGUCGAAGGCCAAGACUCUGCACAGCGAGAUUCUGUCCCAAGGACGCCUCAUCGAUAACGCUAAGGAGGCAUGCGAUCAACUAGUGAAAUCACUGGAAGGUAACUUGACUCCCUCUGAAAUUCGUCUCCUGGAAGUGCCAGUGGUGGAACUGGUAGAGCGGUACGGAGAGAUGAGUGAGGCCGUGGCCGCCAAGUGCGGGGAAUUGGAGGCUGCCCUGCUGCAGCGACAGGGUCUGCAAGAUGCUAUGGAGACGCAAGCGCAAUGGCUCUCAUCGGCUGAAAACGCCUACAAGAGUGAAGCGAAGGGUGCGUCCCUAAUGCGCCCCCGACUGGAGGAGCAGAUCCGGGCGCAGAGAGCGACCCAGGCCGAACUGGAGGCGCGAAGGGCGGCGCUACUACAACUUGCGGCCAACGCACGCGGCAACAGACUGGAGACACGAGUGGACGAUAUAUACGCGAGAUACGAGAAACUGUUAGAGCGCUCAACCCAACGCGGACAGUUCCUCGACGAUGUGAUGUCCGAAGUGAUCCACUUCAACCAACAAGCGGAGAAGCUGGAGUCAGCGCACACUCAGCUCAUGGAGCUGUCAGACGCUCGAGACCUGGCCAGGAUGUCUGGUGACGAGCUGUCUUCCAGGCUGGCUGAUUUAGCACAUUCAAGAGACAAACAUAUGCCACUCCUAGAGGAAUGUCUUCGCAAUGGCAAACAGCUGCUCGCCAAGAAAGAUGUCACUGACACUCAUGUUGUCAGGGACAGAAUGAAGGCGCUGGAGAAUCAAUGGCGUGACUUCAAUACAAGUCUGGAGGAAAAACAGAAGCUCUCGAAACAGAGAUCAGAUCAACUCAACCAAUACGAGACACUGCGUGCUCAGGUGUUAGAAUGGCUGCAGAGGAUGGAAUCCCGGGUUAACCACCUUCGGCCCGCAGCUAUCGACCUGGACAUUCUCAAGCAGCAGCAAGAUGAGCUCCGACCUUUGACCAAGGAGUACAGAGAUUACACGCUCACUAUAGAUAAGCUGAACGAGGUUGGUGCUACGUACGAAGCGAUGUCUCGCGGGGAUCGUGCGGAGUCGCCCCGACGUAGACACGUGUACAGUCCCACAAAGAGACACACGCCCAGCAGGACUAUAGACACUCGCUCCCCGUCCCCCGGUAAGACCGGCGUGGUGAGCUCGGCCUCAGCACACUCCGCGUCCAGUGGCUUCUCCUCGCGCAGGUCUAGCCAGGACGGCUUCCAUCUUGAGGAUCUAUCUCCGGUGCAACAACAAGUGUCGGAGAUCAACAACCGCUACGAGCUGAUCGGCGCGAAACUCUCGGAUCGGCAGAACGAGAUAGACUUAUUGAGGGAAGAGAUCAGGAAACAUCUUGACAGUUUCCGAAUGCUUAAUUCGUUUUUGGAUAAAGUACAGAGACAAGUGCCAAAGGAUUCGGUACCUAGCACUAAGGACGAAGCAGACAAAACCAUCAAACAGUCGAGAGCUAUUCUAGAAGAGAUGUACGAGAAACAGAGCGUACUGGACUCUACCAAGACACAGAUUCGAGAACUGUUGAAACGCAAACAGAGCGUUCAGGGAUCGGACAGGUUGCAUGACGAGCUGCAGGAUAUCACCUCCAGGUGGAAGACCAUGCACGACGCGCUCAAGGACAAGAUCCAACUGAUGGAGGAAAUGAAGGAUCUCCUGGACACACACAACAGCCUUUCCCAGUGGCUGAGCGCCAAGGAGCGCAUGAUGGCUGCCCUUGGGCCCAUCUCCUCUGACUCGAGGAUGGUCAGCACUCAAGUACAACAGGUGCAAGUCCUUCGUGAAGAAUUCCGCAGCCAGCAGCCUCAGCUCUCUCACCUGCAGGAGGUGAGCACUUCGGUGCUGCCACGACUGCCGAAUGACCACCCCGACGUGUCCCGGCUGGCCGCUAACGUGCGAGCUCUGCAAGACCGAUGGGAUGACCUACUGAACAAAUUGGAACAACGUGCGGAGAGUCUCGGUGCAGCAGCGGACACGUCCCGGGAGUUCGACGCCGGACUGGAGAGGCUGCGGUACGCUCUGCACACCAUAUCCGAUAAGCUGGAUGAUGUGGCUACACAGAGAGACCCGACGGACCAGCUCAGGGUGAUCGAGAACUUGGAACGUCAGCUUGAAGGACAGAGGCCCCUUCUGGCCGAUCUGGAAGGUGCUGGUGCCGCAUUAGCCGAGGUGUUGGGAGACGCCAGCUCUAGACAGGACAUACAGAACAAGCUGGCGGCUGCUGGCAGACAGUAUGAUGCGUUACAACGCAAGCUUGACAACAGGAAGGCAGAGAUUGAGGCCGCUUUGAAGGACGGACGCAAGAUUGAAGAGAGCGUGGCGCGCACUCUGGGCUGGUUGCAGGGUGAGGCCGGAGGGUUGCCGUCUCGGCUGCUGGUGUCUGCUGACCGCAACAAGCUGCAGCAGGCCAUCGACGUGCACGAGCCGCUGUACCGGGGCCUGACCCAGCGCGAGCACGAAAUUGUUAUGCUGCUCGACAAAGGUCGUGAAAUGGAGAAAAAGCCAGCUUACCAGGGCCUGAGGAAGGAUCUAGACAGGAUCCAGAGCCAGUGGGACAAGCUGAAGAGAGAGACAGUCGACAGAUAUAACCGGCUGCAGACUGCAAUGGAACACUGCCGCAAAUACAACAAAGCGCAGGAGUCGUUCGUGCCGUGGAUGUCGGAGGUUGAGGACAGACUGAAGAACCUGCCUCCCGUGGCCUUCACCAGGAAAGAGCUUGACAAACAGAUCCGAGACCUGCAGCACAUCAGGAAUGAUGUCUGGAAGAGAUCUGGCGAAUACGAAAACAACCGAACCUUGGGCGAGACAUUCAUAUCGGCCUGCGACGUUGACCAGGACAUCGUGAGGAAACAGCUCGAUACCAUGAAGGACAGAUGGGACAGAAUUAAUAACGAGGUGCUCCAGCAGAUCGAAUACCUGGAGUCUACCAGUCGUAAGCUAGGUGAGCUGCUGGACAAGGUGCGCGGGGUGGAGGCUCCGCUGGCCCGCUGCGAGGAGCGCCUGCACUCGGCGCUGGGUGCUCCGCCGCAAGUGGCCCGGGACGGCCUCGCCACGCUCACUGAGCACCUGCACGCUCUGAAGGCGCCGCUACAGAACGUAAACGUAGCUGUAGACGAUAUCGUGUCGCUGGCCAAUGAGUUCGCCGGACCCGAAGCAGCUUCUCGCGCCAGACAAGUUCUGGAUGACACCGCCCGCUCGUUGGCUGACCGUCUACAUGACCUGGAAGCCAAGACUGACCAGGCCCGGGAACAACUUGCUGGCGCUGCUAAAGCAGUCUCCUUCUUCCAGGACAAAGUGAAAGCCGUACAAACAGAUCUGAAUGACUUAGAGAAAGAACUGGAUGGAAUGAAACCCCCGGGACGCGACGUCAAGACGGUGAAGGCACAACUUGAGGAUGUUGCCAAAUUUUACAAGAAGCUGGAGAGAGCCAUGGACUCAGUCGCUGAUGCUGAUAGAGUAGCAGAGAGUCUCGUUGAUGGGGGAUACGGAGAGGCUGCUAAGGCAAGAGAAAAUACAUCUAGCCUACAUAAGCAACUGAGCGAGAUGGAGUCACGAACCAGAAUGAGAGAACAAGACCUGGAGGAUACACUCAGCAAACUGGAGGCCUUCUACAAAGCUUACGACGCCGUCAUUGAUGAUAUUGACGAGGCUUCAGAACAAGUUCGCAAUCUCAAACCAGUAUCAUCUGACGUGGACCAGAUCAGAACACAGCAGAAGGACUUCAGUGAUCUCAAACAGAGGACCUUGGAACCCUUGGGCCAGAACGUGACCCAUUGCAAUAAGAUCGGCCAGGGGCUUGUCAGGACGGCACUGCAGAAUGUCUCCACCCAGGUUCUAGAGAAAGAUCUGGAGAAGUUGAAUGAUAAAUGGAAUACUUUGAAAGAAAAGAUGAACGAGCGGGGUCGCCGCCUGGACGUCGGUCUGUUGCAGUCUGGUAAGCUUGCAGAAGCUCUUGCAGGCCUGGCCCGCUGGCUCGCAGACACCGAAGAGCUGGUCCGGAAUCAGAAACCACCGUCUGCUGACUACAAGGUCGUCAAAGCACAGCUGCAGGAACAGAAGUUCUUGAAGAAAAUGCUGAUGGACCGCCAGAACUCUAUGUCGUCUCUGUUCGCGAUGGGCAACGAGGUGGCUUCCGGCUGCGACGGUGGGGAGAAGAAGGCGAUUGAAAAGCAGCUCAAGGGAUUGUUGCAGAGGUUCGACGCUCUCACCAGCGGGGCGCAGCAGAGGAUGCUGGACUUAGAGCAAGCUAUGAAGGUGGCAAAACAAUUCGAAGAACAACUGCACCCAUUGGUUGAGUGGCUGGGAGUGACGGAGCGUAAGGUGAAAGCUCUGGAACUGGUUCCCACAGAUGAGGAGAAGAUUCAGAUCAAGAUACGGGAGCAUAAGAACCUACACGAGGAUAUCCUGUCGAAGCAGCCGCCGUUCAAGCAGCUGACAGAGACCGCGUCAACUCUCAUGUCUCUGGUCGGAGAUGAUGAAGCCACUGCCCUUGCCGACCGACUACAAGCCGCCACUGAUAGGUACCAGGCCCUAGUAGACCACAGUCUGAAUAUCGGUGAUCUUCUCGACAAUAGCCGCAAGGGCUUACGUCACCUGGUGCUCACCUACCAGGACCUCUCCGCCUGGAUGGACUCAAUGGAGCAGUACCUCGCCAAAAGGAAGAUACUGCCCGUCCACAUGGAGAAACUGCUCAGGCAGAUGGAUGAAUUGGCGGAGAAAACUGAGGAGAUAUCCACAAAGCAAGAAACCGUGGACAGUACAGUGGAGUCAGGGUUAGAGCUGAUGAAGCAUAUCUCCGGAGACGAGGCUCUCCAGCUCAAGGACAAACUGGACGCGCUACAGCGGCGUUAUCACGAGUUGACUUCCCGCGGCGCUGACCUGCUUAAGUUGGCUUCAGAUACGUUGCCGCUGGUGCAGCAAUUGUACAAUUCGCAUAAUAAGUUAACAGAUUGGAUGACAAGCGCAGAGACUUGUCUCCAAGCCGUGGAGCCUCGAGAGGAAGAUAUUCUGCGGCUGGAAGGAGAGCUGCACGAGUUCCGGCCGCUGUUAGAUAACAUCAACCUGGUCGGGCCGCAGCUCUGUCAGAUAUCGCCGGGAGAGGGCGCUAUGCACGUGGAAGGUAUCGUGACACGUGACAGCCGCCGCUUUGAUGCCAUUGCUGAGCAAAUACAAAGAAAGGCUGAGAGACUCCUUCUCAGCAAGAAGCGUUCCCUGGAAGUAGUGGGAGACAUGGAAGAGCUGGUGGAAUGGCUACGCGCUGCGGACGCAAAGCUCCGUGCGUGCGAGCCGCCAUCUUGUUCCGCGGACAUUUUGCGUGCACAGAUUGCGGACCAGAGGCCGUUCAGCGAUGACGUAGCAGCGCAGCGUGUCCGAGCGAGAGAACUUAUCGCUCAGGCCAAGAAGGUGUUGCGAGAAUGCCAGUCGUCAGAAGAAGCUGGCGUGAUCAGAGAGAGGAGUGAAGAGUUGAAGGAAAUGACAGAAGAAGUGGGUCAUCUGAGCGCAGCGCGGCUUGCUGCGCUGGAGCAGGCUCUGCCGCUCGCGGAACACUUCGCGGACACACACCACGGAUUAUCAUCAUGGCUUGACGACAUGGAGAGGCAGGUACAAGUGUUGGCAAUGCCGGCGUUGAGACCAGAACAGAUUGUCCAGCAGCAAGAUAAGAAUGAGAUGCUCCAACAGUCGAUCGCCGGGCACAAGCCGUUAGUGGACAAACUGGUAAAGACCGGAGAGGCCCUGUCCCGUCUGUGUGGUGAAGACGACGCAGCCAAGGUUCAGGAUAUCGUGGAUGCUGACUGCGACCGAUACAAUGCGCUCCGAGCAGAGCUACGACAGAGACAACAGGAGUUAGAGCAGGCGCUACAAGAGUCUUCAGUGUUUGCGGAACGGCUGGAAGGAAUGGUUCGAGCCUUGGCAGGGGCACACGACCAGCUCCAACACGCCGAACCAGUCUCCGCGCAUCCUCAUAAGAUACAAGACCAGAUCGAGGAGAACAAUGCGCUGAUAGAAGACCUGGAUAAGCGUGCGGAAGCGUACCGCGCCGUACAGCGGGCGGCCAGUGACGUCAUGAGCAAGGCAAGCGCUACGGACCCCGCCGUCAGGGACAUCCGGGCGAAGCUCGACAAGCUGAACAAACUAUGGGAUGAAGUGCAACGCGCCAGCAACAACCGCGGCCAGUCGCUGGAGAGUGCUCUGGAGAUGGCACGCCGGUUCUGGCAGCAGCUGGAGGCGGUCAUGGCCCAGCUGGGGGAGCUGGAGGACACCCUGGCCGCGCAGCCGCCGCCCGCUGCUCAGCCGCACCACAUCCAGCACCAGCAGCUGCAGCUACAGGAGAUCAGGCAGGAGAUUGACCACACCAAACCUGAGGUGGAAAAAGUCCGCAAGACCGGUACAACGUUAAUGUCAAUGUGCGGAGAACCAGACAAACCUGAGGUGAAGAAGAACUUAGAAGACCUGGACACGGCCUGGGAUAACAUCACGGCGCUGUACGCAAGGCGGGAAGAGAAUCUCAUUGAUGCGAUGGAGAAGGCAAUGGAGUUCCAUGACACAUUACAGAAUCUACGAGAAUUCCUGGACACAGCUGAGGAGAAGUUCGCCCGCAUGGGUCCACUGGGCUCUGACAUCGACGGUGUCAAGAGGCAGAUCGCGCAACUGGCUGCCUUCAAGACCGAGGUCGACCCUCACAUGGUUAAAGUGGAAGCACUUAACAGACAAGCCGCUGAGUUGACGGAGCGGACGUCAUCAGAGCAGGCGUCGGCCAUCAAGCAGCCGCUGACGGAGGUGAACGGCAGGUGGUCGGCGCUGCUGCGCGGCAUGGUGGAGCGGCAGCAGCAGCUGGAGAAGGCUCUGCUGCGGCUCGGACAGCUGCAGCACGCGCUCCGGGACAUCCUGGCCUGGAUACAGCACACCAGCGACACCCUAGAUACUCUAACACCUGUGGCCGGAGACCCUCAAAUCCUGGAAGUGGAGCUGGCCAAGCUGAAGGUCCUAGUGAACGACAUCGCCGCGCAUCAGGCCAGUGUUGAUACACUGAACGAGGCCGGCGCUCAUAUUGUGCAUCAUGGUACGGACGAAGCCGGCGAGACGGCAGAGAAGCUGGCAACAUUGAACAGGAAGUGGCGAGAGCUGCAGCAGAAGGCUCGGGACAGACAGACGGAACUAGAGGACGCUCUCAGAGAAGCGCAAAGCUUCAACGCGGAGAUAGGUGAUCUGCUGUCGUGGUUGUCAGAAGUGGACGGAGUGAUCACUGCGUCCAAACCCGUGGGUGGUCUGCCCGAAACUGCCACCGAACAACUUGAAAGAUUUAUGGAGGUGUACAACGAGAUAGAAGCUAACCGUCCCAAGGUGGAAGCAGUCCUGCAGCAGGGACAGGAGUACAUCAAGCGGCAGCAGAAGCCAAACCCCACCUCGCAGCUGCAUCUGAGCCUUAAGAACUUGAAGUCGAAAUGGGACAACGUCACAUCCAGGGCUUCAGACAAGAAGAUAAAGCUUGAGAUAGCACUGAAGGAAGCCACAGAGUUCCACGAAGCGCUCCAGUCGUUCGUUGACUGGCUGACUGCGGCUGAGAAGACGCUGUCAUCCGCUAAACCUGUCUCUAGGGUCAUGGAGACGUUACUGACACAAGUGGAGGAACACAAAGCCUUCCAGAAGGAAGUGUCGACCCACCGAGAGACCAUGCUGCAACUAGACAAGAAGGGCACACACCUGAAGUACUUCAGUCAGAAACAGGACGUGAUCCUUAUCAAGAACCUGCUGGUGUCCGUCCAGCAUCGCUGGGAGAGGGUGGUCUCCAAGGCCGCGGAGAGGACCAGGGCUCUGGACCAUGGACUGAAGGAGGCCAAGGAGUUCAAUGAUAUGUGGAACAACUUGAUGAAAUGGCUGAAUGAGACGGAGAAACAAUUGGACACUCUCAACUCUGAAGCCAACGUCAACGACCCCGAGAAGAUUAAGCAGAGGUUGAGUAAACAUCGCGAGUUCCAAAAAGCCUUGGCGGCAAAACAACCAGCUUACGACCUGACCACAAAGACAGGCAAAAAUCUAAAGGAUAAGGCACCCAAGGGUGACGAGCCAGCACUGCGUGAGAUGUUGAGCGACCUCAAGAGCAAGUGGACCACCGUCUGCUCGAAGGCUGUUGACAGACAAAGACGUCUAGAAGAAGCGUUAUUAUACUCAGGGCAGUUCAAGGACGCGAUGUCCGCACUACUCGAAUGGCUGAAGAAGCAGGAGAAGGAACUUUCAUCUGACUCUCCCGUGCAUGGAGAUCUGGACACUGUCAUGGCACUUAUUGAACAACACAAGCAAUUCGAGGAAGAUCUUCACUCGCGCGAACAACAAAUGCAAUCCGUUAUCAAGACCGGCGGUGAGCUUGAAGCUACGGUGCCAGCUGAGGAUGCCGUCAGCAUCAGGUCGCAGUGCAGUGCUCUGCAGCAGGCGUGGCAGCGCGUCACCUCGCUCACGGAGAGGAAGGCCACCAGGCUCGAAGCAGCGCUCAAAGAGGCGGAGCGGCUCCACAAAUCAGUGAAUAUGCUGCUAGAAUGGCUCUCGGAUGCGGAGACCAAGCUUCGAUUCUCUGGCCAACUUCCCGAGGGAGAACAGGAGACGGACCAACAGCUGCGGGAUCACGAGAAGUUCAUCAGAGAGCUGAAUGAGAAGAAGCGAGACAAGGACGAUACUAUAUCGCUCGCACACUCUAUCUUGGGCAGGGCUCAUCCCGACGCAGUGACCGUUAUCAAGCAUUGGAUUACCAUCAUACAGAGUCGAUGGGAUGAGGUGUGGCAAUGGGCAAUGCAACGCGGAGGCAAACUGGAGACGCACAUGAAGAGUCUGAAGGAUCUCGACCUGGUGCUCGAAGAGUUGCUGCAGUGGCUCACAGGGUUGGAGACCACGUUGAUCACAUUGGAAGCGGAACCUCUGCCUGAGUCUAUCGAAGUUUUGGAAGGUCUGAUCGAAGAUCACAAAGACCUGAUGGAGCACACGCAAAAGCGACAAAACGAAGUCGAUCGAGUCUGCAAAGCAUAUCAGGUCAAGAGCCAAAGCGUAGCGCGUGAGUCGACGCCUCGCAAAAUAUCUGCCAAGAGUGCUACUAAAGGAAUGACAGGACGCGGAUCUCAACACGACUUGCAUAGAGACAGAUCCGUUUCGCCAGACUAUUACGGCACUAGGCGUUACAGAUCCAGGAUUCACUCGCGAUAUAGGAGAGGAAGUCGGCUGAGUCCAGGAAGAGAUUCGCCCGAUCGUAUCCUGCCACACUACGGACCACGAUUCCCGCCAAGGGGAAGCGUUGGCGCAGAGCCAGAAUUCAGAUCGAGCCGCGUGAAGCAACUGUGGGACAGAUGGCGCAACGUGUGGCUGCUGGCUUGGGAGCGGCAGAGGAGGCUCCACGAGCGGCUGAUGCACCUGAAGGAGCUCCAGAGAGUGUCCAACUUCAGCUGGGACGACUGGAGGAAGCGGUUCCUCAAGUUCAUGAACCACAAGAAGUCCAGACUUACGGAUCUCUUCCGCAAAAUGGACAAGGACAACAACGGACUUAUACCCAGGAACGAAUUUAUUGAUGGCAUUACUAACACCAAAUUUGACACGUCGCGAUUGGAAAUGGGCGCCGUCGCCGAUCUGUUUGAUCGUAACGGCUCCGGUCUUAUUGACUGGGAGGAGUUCAUCGCUGCACUUAGACCGGACUGGGUGGAACGUCGAGGCCCACCCACAGACGCAGACAAGAUCCAUGACGAGGUAAAGCGUCUGGUGAUGCUUUGUACCUGCAGACAGAAGUUCAGGGUGUUCCAAGUUGGAGAGGGCAAGUACAGGUUCGGGGAUUCUCAAAAGUUGCGCCUCGUGCGUAUCCUACGAUCGACGGUGAUGGUGAGAGUUGGUGGGGGUUGGGUGGCACUCGAUGAGUUCCUCGUCAAAAACGACCCCUGUCGAGCCGAGGAGUUUAUGGAGCAGUUGAGGCCAAUAUUUGAGGCUUUGCGACAAAGAGAGGAGCUCCCAUGCUCGUACCCGCUGCACGUGGGUUCGACGCAUGGCACAAAGCAAGCGUUCAUAUACGGCCACUCAAGAUCGCAGGGUUCAGCGACACCGGGUCACCACUAUACCCACCACCACGGUUACCAAGCUUCUCCGGGACCUCAAUGGGUAAGGGAAAGAACAGCUCGCUCUGUACCGAUGUCGGCUGGCGGGGCACCUGGUCGAGCUUCCAGGUCUUCAUUGAGCGCGGGUACUCCAGACUCGCUCAGCGACAACGAGGCGGCUAGUGGACUAGGUCAGCGGUACAGGAAGCCAAGCGUACCUAGAUCAACGCUAACACCUGGUGGGUCUAGGCCGGGGUCCAGGCCUGGCUCCAGGGCAGGAUCAAAGCCUCCAUCUAGGCACGGAUCUAACCUCUCAUUAGACAGUACAGAUGACGUAUCGACGCCAUCUCGGAUCCCGAUGCGCAAAGUGACAAACACACGGGCGUCGCUCGCACGCGCUGCCGCUACAGCAAGCAAGCUCGGGACCUCCACGCCGAAUGGCGGAUCACGACCACGCACCCCCACCGGAAUACUUACGCCAGCUAGCGGAAGGUAUCAUAGUGGCGCGAUGUACCGAACAUCGAGCAUACCAACAUUGUCGCCGGUGACCGCGCUAGUGAGCUCGACACAUUCCCAGCCAUCUUCAAUGGCGUCUGAACAUCCCAAAUCCUUAUCCCGUACUCACCCUGCAUUCCAAACUCAAGGUUCCACGAAGAUUCCCAUAUUCGUCGGAAAUCGUUCGCAACGUUCUCCGUCCACUGAAAGAAGACAGAAAUCCUCGCGCAAGUCACAUUCCCGUGAGGCAUCCCAAGAGCCCAGUCCUAUGUCCAACGAUCCGAAAUCUGACCAAAGGAGUCCAGAAGAUGAUUCCUCUCUAUUCAGUAUAUCUGGAAUGACGAGCGACAACGAAUGCGAUAGCAAUAUAAGCGAAUCAAGCGGCGACGGAUCGAAACCAACCCAACGCGACAUUAAAGGGAGUGGGUCGUUCGCCUCUAGCGAUGGCCACACCCCCGGCAGGAGUCGCAUUCCGGUACCUAAGGAGCACCACACUAACAUUAGUCAUAGGCAAAGGACGCCAUCAGGCAGCAACACACCAGUGCGACCGGGACAGCAAACUGCGACAUCACGUCUGUUAAGGAAACCCUCAGAUGCGUCCGACAGUGGUACGCCGACUACGCCUGUUGCUCGACGCAUUACGCCCACCUCUCGCACAACAGAUAAACGAGAACCAUUCAGACUAUAGAUAAUAUUUAAUCGAAUAACGACUGGUCGCUUUGACGUGCUUUUAUAACCCGUAGAGCCGGAAAUAUCCUGAGCUAUUUUUAUAUUAUGUUUUUAUGAAAAAGUCACAAAGGUAAUUGUGUAAUUGAUCCUUUUAGAAUUAAUAUAAUUCGAUUGGAGUAUUACUUUUGUUUUUUUGUAGACCCGGCUCUGAUCAUAGAUAAAGCAUGCAUAGUGCUCGCCAUCUUCAUAGCGUUAUAUUAAACGAUUAAAUAAAUACGUAUUUAAUAUUAUAAUAAAGUCAAAGCGACACAAGUUAAAACUAACAGAGAAUUAACACUCGCGAAUUAAGCUAAGCUUGCAAAUGAUGAAUUUGCGGAUGUGGCUUUUAAUUAGUUAACCAUAGAUAUAGAUAAACACAAAGUCUGCACUCGUUGCCUUGUAUUCUUUUCUACUGAGCAAAUUAUAUUCUUAGUUCCCUAGAUUCUAUACGUUACACAAUUUUUCUAUUUGUAUUAAUUGUGAAUAUUCUUUCUUAUUUAUUGUCAAUGUUGCCAUAAUUGUUAGUGUAUAUACGUAAUGUCUUGAAGCUGACGAGGAUGAUUGUGUUGGUAGGGACCAUUUAGUUUGCGUUUCGUCUGAGUGUCAAUAAACUCUUUUUUAUUGUUUGCUUUGACCACAAUAUCGCCAAAUUGUGGCCAAUGGAUAAUAUCGAAGAGUUUAUCUGCCCGUAAAGUGAUAAUAGAAAUAAUUUCUUUUCGUAAUGCACAAUCGUGUCUGGUAAUAUUGUUUAUAUUUGCUGCCUUAUUAGGUUCUGCGUUACAUUAUGUAUGUGAUUAUAUUUAUUGUAAGAUUAUCGAUUUGCCGUGUUGAAAUAACAGCGAGACGCCGUCGUGUGAUGUUUCAAUACGAUAAAUAAUGCUCAUUAAAGCGAAAUUCCAUUGCGGACUUUUUUAUUUUUAAGUUACUAAAGUACAUUUCUGUCGAGAAAAAAGACAUUAUUAAUGUAAGAAUAUUAAAAUGAACGCUUUAAAAUGUAACCUUUACGAUGUUAACCAACUCACAUUAACUUUUUACUAUGAAACUGACAACUAUUAGCGUCUACUAUAAUUAUUAGAGCUAUAAUCAGUGGUUAAAUAUAUUAAUCUGGUCAUUUUUUUAUUUAAAUCAUUGUUGUAUUGUUAUAUAUUAUGUAAAAUCGAAGCAAAUAUAAUAAAGCUUGUAAUAUUUUUUGUAAAUGAUUCUGAAGAGCUACUGCAGUUUAAAAUCUCAUAUUUGAUUUCCAAAUAAAAAGUAACAAUUUAAA